AUGGCUCCCCAUGAAGCUCAACGUGAGCUCCUCUUUAUUUGGCUUGCCAAAAAGAUGGCUUGUGUUAUGGUUCUUUGUUAUAAAAACUAGGGCACAAAGUUUUAGCUCUUGCUUCCUUCUAAUAAACACGAGCACAAAGUUUAGUUUUUGCUUCUUUCUUAAUAAAAUCUAGGGCAUAAGUUAUGGUUCUUGCUAAAAUGGAGAAGGGCUUUAUUUGGUCAUGUGGAAUGCUUGUUGUUUUGGUAGUUUUUGAAGGGACUGUUGUUAAUGGAAAAAGUAAUAUGCUUUUUGUGUUUGGGGACUCACUUCUUGAUUGUGGCACCAACAAUUACCUUGGUCGUUCAAUGAAACACAGGGCUAAUUACUAUCCUUAUGGCAUGAGUUUCAGUGGUGGAAACGCAACUGGUCGCUAUUCUGAUGGCAUGGUUACACCAGAUUACAUCGCCCAACUUGCGGACAUUCCUCACCUCAUCCCACCAUACUUGGACCCCACGGCGGAUUUUUCGUUUGGAGCCAACUUUGCAUCAGGGGGAGCAGGAGCUCUCAAGGAGACAAAUGCAGGGGAGGUGGUGUGGUUCUCUACACAAAUAGAACAAUUCAAGACGCUUCAAGAGAAGUUUAGGAGAGAACUAGGCGAUAUGGUAAAUCAUCGGAUCUUCCCUGAAGCUGUAUAUCAAUUUAGCAUUGGAAUGAACGACUAUAAGAUGUAUGUUCAAGAUCCACAGCUCCAAGAUAAAUAUGAAUUGCUUACAUACGUCGAGAUGGUGUUGGAACAUACAUUCGAGGAAAUUGAUAAACUAUACGAACUCGGUGCUAGGAAGUUCUUAGCUCCGUUGCUAAAGGAUCUAGGAUGCAGUCCUGGCAUGCGAGCUCUUAAUGAUGGCGAGUGCCAUGAAUUGGCUACUUUACUUUGUGAAUCUCACAAUCUUCUUUUGGAGUAUGGAUUGUUUAUAAGAACAUUGCGACACGCCGACUUUCAAUACAUCGUCUUUGACCAGAUCCCGUUUAUGAAGGAGAGGAUAGAAGCUCCACAUGAAUAUGGAUUCCUUGAAGGAAGAGAAGCAUGUUGUGGAUCUGGUCUACUCCGAGGUGAGAACACUUGUGGAGGAAAGAAUGACACCCCAUACGAGCUCUGCGGAGACCCCUCAAAACACGUAUAUUUCGAUGCGUUCCAUUGCACCUCAGGCAUAAACCGACAAGCCUCCUUUACAAUGUGGCACGGCAACGAUCCUACAGUGAGGCCGAUCGCUCUCAAGAAAUUCUUCAACUCAAAUAUUCCAAUAAUUAACAUAGGUCACAAAGGGAAACCUGAUAUACCUUCCGUUGUAGAGGCGAGCUCACCUCAAAAUGGUCCAGUGGUGGCUGACGUAUAAGCAACGCAUGUCCGUUAUGGAGGCAAGUACAAUGCACCUAAGCUUAGUGCUGGGGCACAAUUAUAAAUAAUCUUGCCAGACUACUUAUAAAUAACCUUUGUGGGAUUCUAGUUUGGAUUCUAGUUUGGAUUCUAGUUUUUAUCUAGGACUUGAGUUCUGUAUCUCCUACCUAAUCCUAUCUAGUGCCAGUCUCGUGUUGAUGUUCGGUUAUCUCAAGUCCAAAAUAAGACUAGUUGCAUUAGUUAAGUGUUUAUAUAUGUUUAUUAUUUGCUGAUUUC
Messenger RNA from Amborella trichopoda, 1651 nucleotides. Its product is annotated as GDSL esterase/lipase 1. NCBI's taxonomy places the organism in Eukaryota, Viridiplantae, Streptophyta, Magnoliopsida, Amborellales, Amborellaceae. Gene Ontology annotation, molecular function: hydrolase activity, acting on ester bonds. The record is from RefSeq and is a predicted model, not a curated record.